CUAACAAAAUGUAUUUGGAAAGUUUUUAAUUUUAAAUAAUUUAGAAUGCUGUUAUACUGUGUCACGGUCUAAAAAGUAUUUCACUAAAUUAAACUAAACUGUGGAUUACUAAUAGUGUUACUGAAACAAAGCUGCCAGGGGAUGAACAACCUUCAUUAUACCCUGAAAAUAACCAUCGUGUUGCUUAUAUGCACGUGUCAUAAAAUAGUCAUUGCUGAUUACAAUCUUCAAAAACUACAAUCAUCGCCAUGCUCUAUCACAACAUCCAGCAUUGACGUCACUGUUGACUGCACCAAUCGAGGCAUCAAACAGAUAAAUCCAACAUGGUUUCCAAAAAACGCCACGAAAAUUUUCCUCGACAACAACAGGAUAAGAACGGUUGAAAAUUUCACAUUUCAGCACGUAGCGCAUCUGCUGGUCUUAAGCUUAACUUACAAUAAUAUUGACACGAUUCAUGUCAAUGCUUUCUUAGGAAUCGAAACCCUCCAAGUUCUAAAUUUAGAAUUUAACAAAAUUGAUAUAACAAGUAAUCGUUCGUUUCCUAAACUGGUUCUUCAUCCCUUGAAAAAUUUAAAAGUACUCAAAUUACGGCAAGGGUUAAAAAUUAAAACCGGUGACUAUCCGGUUAAAUAUUUUACUUGCCAAUCUUCGUUGACCAAUCUGUCCAUUGAUACGGUCAGCGACCUGCUUUAUUUUGGACCUGAAUUUCUAAACUUCACUCGUUUGACCAGGCUGGAGCUCGGGGGAAGCGCAAAUAACAUAACAAGCAAAACAUUUGAAAAUGUCAAAAGAAUAAGAGAAUUGUAUGUAACUGGUUUAGAUAAGAUUGUUUGGAUUAGCCGUAAUGCUUUUAGUGCGUUACAUGAACUUGAUGUUUUGCAUUUAGAAAAUGUUUAUUGUGGAGUUAGAAAAGCGUUGAGUCUUCUGUGGUCUUUCAGUGGUAGAAAUAUGUCUUCGAUAGUUCUGUCUCAGAUAUAUCACAACUAUUAUACAUCCGACCAAGGUUUAUUAAAAAAUGACAGCUUCAUAUAUCCUUCAAUGACGAAAUAUUUAACUAGCAUAUGUCUGAAGAGUUUUAGUUUCACUAAUAAUAAAGUUUUUGUCAUCGUUGGUGAAGCCUUCUACAGUUCCGUUUGGAGUUCUUGCCUAAGAGAAAUCGAUCUUUCAGAAAAUCCUUUACGAGGUACAAAUUGGGCACUAAUUAAGUUGUCAACGUUAAGAAACUUAGAAUUUGUUGUCAUUGAGAAUUUGCUGCGGGUCAGGUAUUUAAAGAAAUUUAACUGGGAGAAAUAUUUUUCUCUGACUGAAAAAUCCAGUGUUGAUAAGUCACGGAAAAACGCGACAGAAGUUGAAACAAACAAGACAAUCUUAAAAACUUUUGGGCAAUCCGGAUGGCAGGUAUAUUUACUCAAUAAUGUCAAAGUGUUCAGAGCAGCGAGAAUGACUCGAUUAACAAGUUUUGAUCUUACAGUAAACGUGGUUAGAGGAGAGCGUCUUCAGCUAAUUGAUAUAUCAGACAGUGGAUUCAAUAACUUCACAAAGCCAAUAAGCGGAUUUACAGGUUUGAGAUUUGUAGAUUUAUCCAGUAAUCAAAUGUCUGUUGUAACAGAAAACUGGUUUGAUUACUUGCCAAAGCUGGAAACUUUGGUAUUGUCAAAUUGUCAGCUGGACGGUAAUUUUAUGGCCAAGAAAUCUGGUCGAUUGUUCUCAAAACUGAAAUCUCUUCAAAGACUGGAUCUUUCCACAAACUCCUUAACAAUACUGUCAGAAGAUAUGUUUGUCUACAAUUCACAUCUAAAGAUGCUACGGUUAGCAGAUAACCGUUUUAAUGUCGUGCCGUUUAAUUUAAAAUACACUCCAAAUCUAACUUUUCUUGACCUUACCAACAACGCCUUGGUCACCCUUGAUGUAGAAACACGACAAAUGUUAGACCAAUUUGCUCAAGGCAAUGAAGGAUUUCAGCUUUACCUUGAUGGGAAUAUUUUGUCAUGUGGAUGUGAGAGUCUUUCUUUUCUCCAAUGGUUGAUGUCCACAAAUGUGACAUUCGACAAAGGUGGUAUUUUUCCUUGCAUGGACCAAAAUGGCGUCGUGACUAACACAAGCACAUACAGGAAUCUGGACGUUUUAUGGAGGACAUGUUGGGGAGAAUUUUUUCUGCAAAUCUCUUUAGUCGUUAUUUGUUUAAUUAUAAUUGGACUUUUGUCCACUUUUGUGAUUAACAAAAAACUGACUUACAUUUCACAUUAUGUAAUUCAACUUUUUGGAGGAUUUAAAUUUCAAACUGCUUCAGACUAUAAAACUGGAGUAUUUAUUGGCUAUGCUGAAAACGAUUACAGAUUUGCUUGUCACACAUUACGGUCAUUUGUUGAAGAUAACUUGGGAAUGACGUCAUACCUACGUGACCGUGACCUUUUACCUUCCACCGACAUAGCACGUGGAAUUGUGGACGCCAUCAACUCGAGCUGGCGAAUCGUGCUCGUCUUCAACAAAACUUUUCUGCUCAACGAUGAUUGGAUGAUGUUCACGUUCAGAUCUGCCAUCUAUGCGCAGACGCCUGCCAACCCGAACCGAGUGAUCGUUCUUGUUGACGAGAACCACGCAUACAAUCUUCCCACGGAGCUGUUGAAUGCUGUUGUAGAGGACAACAUUGUCGUCGUCCGCCACUGGGUGAUGACGUAUGAGCUGAGAGAGAAACUCAAGACACUCCUUUGUCCAGGCCCCAAAAUAAAAACUUUAAAUAAAUGUAUUUGAAUACAAUAAUCCUAAGCCAUAUGAAGUUUGCGAUUAUGCUGACUGCUAUCCAUUUAGUAUUUUAAAAAAUUGGUUCCAUCUUA
Molecule: messenger RNA, 2834 nt
Organism: Physella acuta
Lineage: Eukaryota; Metazoa; Mollusca; Gastropoda; Physidae
Product: toll-like receptor 4
Biological process (GO): signal transduction
Cellular component (GO): plasma membrane
Molecular function (GO): signaling receptor activity; protein binding
Source: RefSeq, a predicted model, not a curated record